Salvia hispanica is the source of this 1626-nucleotide messenger RNA. RefSeq lists its product as uncharacterized. Gene Ontology annotation, biological process: Golgi vesicle transport. NCBI's taxonomy places the organism in Eukaryota, Viridiplantae, Streptophyta, Magnoliopsida, Lamiales, Lamiaceae. The record is from RefSeq and is a predicted model, not a curated record. Gene Ontology annotation, cellular component: membrane.
UGCUUCAGAAAAAAGAUAGAUUUAUCAUUUUUUAACCGAGAUUCUUCUUUCCGCUAUCUCUUUCUCUCUCUUCCUUCUUUGCUUCCCCUCGCCAAAGAGAGAAGAGAAGCGUGGAGACAAUCUCCGACAUUCCGGAAAGGGACAAACGCAAUCAAACAAUAAUUCGUAUCCCUCUAAUUUAUUCAUUUGUCCUGCAACUGCCGUUGUUUGUUAUUUUGUUGCGGGAGAGAGAGAGAGAGAAACAAGAGCGAGAGAGAUGUUGGUUGCAAAUAGCUUCGAUUUAUGGCAAAAAGACUCCUUCUUUUCUGCAGCUGAGGAGGUUCAGAAAUCUGCCGAUUUAAUGGAAUCAGCUUAUAGAGCAUGGCUCAAAUCAAGGAAAGAAGCAUUGAUGUCUCAGCAUUUAGAUAAGAUCAGUAGGGAGCUUCAAAUGGCUUUAGGCACUGCAAAAUGGCAGUUGGAAGAGUUUGAAAGAGCAGUUUGUCUAAGCUACAGAAAUAAGGUUGAUGAUAUUACAAUUACCCGGCAUAAGGAAUUUGUUUCAGCCAUAGAGGACCAAAUCUCCCGUGUUGAAACAGCAUUGAAGGUGUCACUGGAAGUUGAAGGGAAGAAACCAUUUCGGUGGGUGAACUUGGAUAAGGAAGAAUCCGAUGACUUAGUCCAUUUUCUUUCGGGAUCCCCAGGGACAUCACAGAUGAUCAAAGAUGGUCACAUAAAUGUGGGAGCACCAGACAGAGAUUACAGUCUUGGUUCUCCGGUAAGUUCCAAAGUCCUAAAUCGGGGUUGGGAAGAAGUCGCAGCAAGUGUUAAGGAUAUCGGCUGCUCCUUUGAACUACAAGAUAGAGAGGUUCGUGACACAGAAGAUGAAAUCAGCAAUCGAGCUGGUGAAAGUCUUAAUAAUCUGAGAGUCUGGAAUUCGCCCGACAGGAAUGCUUUGGAGAUCGUUGUUGAUACGGAUGAUAGAGAAACCAAUGGAUUAAUCGAAGCAAUGCCUAAGGAGAAGGGUUCAGAACCUUUGAUUUGGAGGUCAACAGGUGAAAUGCAUCGUAGAGCUAAAGAAGUGAAAAGCCACACUCAAAUGAAAUUGAUAAAUUGGAUAAAUAAUCACUUAAGAGGACGUCAGGGAAAUCAAAGACAAUAUCUAUCCCCAGUGUUACCGGUCAAAUCUAUACGUUUCGUACUAGCUUUGAUGAUAACCAUUUUUUUAUUUGUCCCUUUCGUGCUCCACUCAACUUAAGCCGUGUUUAAGUGCGAGCGAUAAUUGAGCCUGCAUACAGGUCAUGGAAUUUGGAUUUCUAAUGGAAUCUUAUUCAGUCAGGAUGGCUUCUGCAGUUCAAACAUGCUUGAGGGCCAUACUCGUUGAGAUUAAUCUCAAACGCAUUUGUAUCAUCAAGUUUCGCCAACCUCUCCAAGAAUAUAAAGAUUGUAAAACAUGCACCAUUCGAUCUUGAACAGAAAAAGAACUUCUGAGACUGGCAUCGUAUAGCUGUGUUUUUUUUAUAGCUAUUGUAGUGCUGUUCUUCAGUCUUGAGGUGUUAAAGGAAAGUGGAUUUGAUGGAUUCUUCUUCUUUGAGCUGUCCUGUUAUUUGCAGACAUCCAUUUGUGAUAAUAUAUAAAUAGGUUGUUCAA